This is a messenger RNA of Meloidogyne enterolobii, 760 nucleotides long. The record is from the annotation of a GenBank genome assembly. NCBI's taxonomy places the organism in Eukaryota, Metazoa, Nematoda, Chromadorea, Rhabditida, Meloidogynidae.
AAUGGCAGAGAAUAAGGAAGAACUCGUUCAACGCGCCAAAUUGGCUGAACAAGCCGAACGUUAUGAUGACAUGGCUCAAUCCAUGAAAAAGGUUACCGAACUUGGUGCCGAGUUGUCCAAUGAAGAACGCAAUUUGUUAUCUGUUGCUUACAAAAACGUUGUUGGGGCUCGCCGCUCUUCGUGGCGUGUUAUUUCAUCGAUUGAGCAAAAGACUGAAGGUUCUGAAAAGAAGCAACAAAUGGCUAAGGAAUACCGCGAGAAAGUUGAGCGCGAAUUGCGCGAUAUUUGCCACGAUGUUUUGGAUCUCUUAGACAAAUAUCUUAUCCCAAAGGCUGGAAAUCCCGAAUCCAAGGUGUUCUAUCUUAAGAUGAAGGGUGACUAUUAUCGUUAUCUUGCUGAGGUUGUCGCUACUGGUGAUGACCGGAACAGUGUUGUCGAGAAAUCGCAACAAAGUUAUCAGGAAGCUUUUGAUAUUGCCAAGGAUAAGAUGCAACCAACUCAUCCAAUUCGUCUCGGUUUGGCACUCAACUUUUCUGUUUUCUACUAUGAGAUCUUGAACUCGCCUGAUAAGGCUUGCCAGCUUGCCAAACAGGCUUUUGACGAUGCAAUUGCUGAGUUGGAUACCUUAAACGAAGACUCGUAUAAAGAUUCGACUCUUAUUAUGCAACUUUUACGCGACAACCUCACAUUAUGGACUAGCGACACUGCUGCCGACGAGCAAGAGGGUGCUGGUGAGACCGGCGAGACUGGAGGCAAUUAA